GGUUACUACACAGCAGAAUAGGUGGGAUCGUCUGUGAUACACCAGGUGUUGUUAUUCAUCGGGUAGCAAAAGGAACCUGCGCAUGCUCGUGCACGCAGCAUGCGCGAGCGAGCGCUUGCGUAAUACCUCUGAAAAUCGGAACAGCAGAAAGUGACAGCCGAAACGGUUCUGUAUCAUUGCGCAGCUCGGUCACGUUCCGCUCACGUUGCUGCUGGAGGCUAUCUGGCAGUCAGCUGCAGCCCGGCCAAGGAGAAGGGAGAGACGGGAGGAGGGGACACGACGCUCCGCUAUUAUUGGCUACUGGACCCAAACACCAACCUGUGAUACCAACAUUUUGAUGUUGAUCCACGUGACGGAACAAAAACAGGACUAGAGCUAACAGCCACAGGUCACAUUCACAACCCAAGUAGGAGAAGUUAUGGCAGACAUCAGCAAAACAGAGAAAGUUCAGCUGCACGUCCCGGACCUCGAAGAGCUGCGAGGAGUGUUGCAGGCUGGGCUGGACACCAAUUUUGCAGAAGUUCAAGUGAGUGUUGUGGAGUGUCCAGAUCUCAGCAAGGAGCCCUUCCAAUUUCCCGUCAAAGGUCUGUGUGGUAAUCCUCGUAUUACUGAUGUUGGAGGUGUACCAUAUCUGAUCCCUUUGCCUCAAAAACACAAGGAAUACAAUAUGAACAUAAUAUCCAAAGAGCUGGAGCUGCCGGGAGCUUUUAUCCUUGGAGCAGCAGCAGCCCCUUCCAGAAUUAUCGGCAUGAACGCUGAGCUCAUGCCUCUAGUUCUCACGGAGGCUGAGGGAAGACCAUCAGUCAAUGGGAGCUACUUUUCCUCUAUCAACCCAGCCAAUGGCCAGUGUCUGCAAGAAAAGUACUGUGACAAAUUCUCUGACUGCAACUUUGGACUUCUGGGGAAUCUGUAUGCCUGCGAGGGGAAGCCUGGAAAGGUCAUAGAGGUACGAGCCAAAAAGAGGACAGGAAGCAACAGUCUGGUAACGGCACUGAGGAAGACUCUGGAAGCUCAGUAUCCAGACAAGAGCCUGGCUCUGGGGGGCACCUUCAUCAUCCAGAAGGGCAAGGCUAAAAUUCACAUUAUGCCAAGAGAGUUCUCAGCCUGCCCUCUCAACACCAAUGAUGAGGUCAACAACUGGCUGAAGCACUUUGAGGUCAGCGCUCCCCUCAUCUGCCAGUCUGUGCUCGUAUCCAGAGACCCGGGCAUGGACCUGCGUGUGGAGCACACCCACGGCUUCAGCCGCCACGGAGAGGGUGGUCACUACUAUAUCGACACAACGCCCGAAAGUGUAGAGUACCUGGGGUAUUUCCUGCCCGCAGAGUUCGUCUAUCGCAUUGAUAGACCCAAAGAUACACACACUGUUGGGCGAGAUUGAAAAAAACGUAAUCAACAAUGUUUGCAAUGGAGCUUCUGUUGAUCAUCUAAAUCACACUGAUAGUAUGCAAUUUAUAUUUGAAUCCUAAUCAUUUCUCUUUACUUACAAUCAAGUCUGCUGUUGUUUCUUUUUAAAAAGUAGCUGAAGGAUAUAACAAAUGUAAAUAAAGUUGUUUGUGGUGUACUGAUAUUAUCUCUGAGGAAAAAGUCAUUUCAGGACUUUGACACUUCAAGUCUUUUAUGAUAAAUGAGAUGAUUGGAUUGUUCACCAUUUCAAAUGGCAUAUUUCAUCUGUGGCAAACCUCAGAUUUCCCAUUCAGAUUUACCAGCGUGAGCGGAGGGCACUUAUUUUAACCAUGUGACUGACAUAAAAAUAAAAGUCAGCCAGCCACACCAUAAAUGUGGUUUGGGUGCCAAAAUAAAAAAUAUUGUCUUAAUUAAUGAAUAAAGUUGAUGAGUUUGCAAAAUGUGAUGUUUUCCAGGCAGUGUGCUAUCCAGGAAGUGAUCUGUGUUUAUAUUUUAUUAUAGCUCAUUUGUGCUCAUUUUCAGCAUGUAAUGACAUAAUAAACUCAAAUUUCUC
Molecule: messenger RNA, 1957 nt
Organism: Girardinichthys multiradiatus
Lineage: Eukaryota; Metazoa; Chordata; Actinopteri; Cyprinodontiformes; Goodeidae
Gene: bkgd
Product: chromosome 11 C11orf54 homolog
Exons: 9
Coding region: 419-1378 (319 amino acids)
Cellular component (GO): nucleus
Molecular function (GO): zinc ion binding; hydrolase activity, acting on ester bonds
Source: RefSeq, a predicted model, not a curated record